UAAGAGUGUAGCUAACCUGCUAACGGGAACACCGGCGCAAACAGCCGUAGAACUGAUAACAGACAACUGUGGAAUUUAUAUGGCAAAACGGAUUGUUAGCUUCUUUGAGUCGCUUAGAAGAGGACCUACCGACUACAUCGAAAUAAAACCCAGAAGACCGACGCUUGAACUAUGAGGAAUUUCACGGGGUAAGUGAAUCAUAUUGUAGCCCUAGGAUGGACAGUUACUUCAAAGCUGCUGUGUGUGACUUGGACAAGCUUUUGGAUGACUUUGAGUUAAACUCAGAGGAGGCAGAGAGCAAACCUACAUUUGCAAAUUCUGCAUGCCAGGACCCAACCAUCUACCCUCAUCACUGCUUAACUUCACCAUGCUUUAUACCAGAGUCAUCCACAGUUUCACAAGCUCUCCCUGAUGUCAAUGCCCUGCACUAUGGUCCAUCUACACUUAGCAGUAUACAGAACCAAAGAGAUCAAAAAAUUAAAGGGAGGGUUUUGACGGGUGUUGACCUCCUGUCCUCUGUUGACAACAGAGCUUCCAAAAGUUUGACUCCUCCUUGUCCAGAUAGAUCCUUAAAACCUGUCUGUGACCUUGUUAAUGAUACAGGAUCUGCCAGUCUGCCUCAGACAAACAGUCACAAUGCUUUCAAACAGCUGGAGUUUGCUGAAAAACAGCUUGAGGAUGAGCUCCUGGUAGAUUUUGAUAGUCCAGUUAUAUCAUUUCCAGGUGAUGUGUUUAAGUCCAGUCAUGAUGAGCUGCAGGGACUAGACUCUGGUGGUCAUCUCGGUGGCUCCUCAAAUGCUCUUAGUUUGCUAGAUGUUAUAUUGCCUGCAGCUGUUGAGAGGACUUGUGAACCUCAGAAUACUUCAAAUGAUCUAAAUCCUGUAGAGAGUAAUGAAGUGGAGAUGCCUCAGAGUAGCUGUCCAGAGGCAUCCGGCUCUUUUGAACUUCAUAGCAAUUCCCAGCCAUCUUUAGAAGAUGAAAUAAUCCCCAAUAGUGCAAUUUCUUCAAAUGUAACAGAGGACAUGACAGUAUUCAGUGCUGUCAGUACAGGCCUGCCUAAUUCAACAGACAUGCAGCACUCAGGAGACAACAUCGACAGGGACCAAGAAUGUUCUUUAGCCCUUCCCCCUGGAGAAAAGGAAUCUUCCCUCUCCUGUCUCCCCAUGGCUGUAUCCAUGUGUGGAUCUCUUGUGGUCUCUUUAGAACCUCAAGAGACAACAGUGCAUGAAACCAAAGAAAAGACUGAAGUACCUUCCCCUGACUCUGAAGAGACAUUAGCCACUGAAGAGGCAGAGAACUUUCCUAUUCCUUCCGAGGAAGUUGGGACUUCGAUAUGUCUUAGCCAGUCGGAUUCCUCCCCUGAGGAUGACCCUGAACUCAUACAAAUAAUGGCAAAUACAGAAAGGGCAGCAGACCUUAUAACUCCUCCUUCUAACAGAAAUUUUGAAUGCACCUUAUCUCUUCCAGAGAAACUUAACACUAGAGAAUUGCCUGAGAGUAACCAGUCUCCUAACUAUGCAGGGAGUCCUGAUUACCCCUCAGAGUUUGUCUUUACUAGUGAUUACCUUCCAGAAAGUGAGCAAAAUAUGAUGAUGGUAACUGAUGAAGAACUAGAUGCUUAUUUAAUGGGUCAGGCACAGAGAAGCAGCCCUGAGAUGUCAGCAGAGAAAUUUGUUGAUGAUGGCUUUUCAGAGUUCAAUGUGGAUUUAGAGGAAGAGUUACAAAGCUGUCGAGUAACUACAUUUGCAUCACCUGAAAGUGACAGGUCUCUUCAGUUUUUAGAGGAGGGUGAAGGUUCCAAUUUUUCCUCAUCAUCUCAGGACAGUAGUCCAUUGAAAGCAGACACCACCCAAACAGCUAAAAUGCAUGACAUGCCCAGCCCCACUGACUUUCAGGCAGUGUGCAAUGCAAGUCAGCAGCCAUGUUAUGGAGGAGCACGACCAAAGCAGCUGUCUAGCCAAACACAAAGAAUAGUACUACCCCAAGAGGAGCAGAAUAGUAGCAGCCAGUCUGAGGAGAAUAUGUUGAGUUCUGAGGAGAAGAAUAGCACACAUUCUUCAUCUGUAGCUCCCAUAGUGAGGCAGUCUCCCAGCAACAGUGAGGAUAACUCUGAAUAUCCGAAUCAUGAACCUUAUGAUGACAGUUAUGGCCACGAUGAGCUUUCAGAGCCACCUCCAUACCCAGGAGAGAGUUCUGGAGAAGGAGAAUCUUCAUUUGAACUUGAUCGGUCAGGAACAGAGGACGGUGGCCUGGGCUUGAGGCAGCCUGCCUGGGUCCCUGAUUCUGAGGCUCCAAACUGCAUGAAAUGUGGACAAAAGUUUACUUUCACUAAGAGGAGACAUCACUGCAGAGCCUGUGGCAAAGUAUACUGUGCCCUUUGUUGCAACCGUAAAUGCAGAUUGAAAUACUUGGAGAAAGAGGCCAGAGUUUGUGUGGUCUGCUAUGAAACCAUACAAAGAGCUCAGGCACUACAGAGAAUGAUGAGCCCCACUGGGCCUAGUCCCAACCCCAACGUCCCGUCUGAGUACUGCUCCACUAUCCCACCUAUGCAGCAGGCUAGGGCAGCCGGCACCCUCAACUCCCCCCCACCCACGGUCAUGGUGCCUGUGUCUGUCCUCAAGCAUCCCGGCAACGAUGGUUUCCCAAGAGAACAGAAACAUGUAUGGUUUGCUGAUGGAAUACUGCCUAACGGUGAGGUGGCAGAUACUACCAAGCUCUCUAUAAGGCCUAGGAGAUCCUCGCAGGAGUCCAGUCCAGUUACGCCAGACCCUCCAACGCAUGCUUGUAAAUUUCCAGAAGGCAGCGAGGGUUCUGUGGACAGUUCUGAGGGUGGUGUGGAGGUGACCCAUCGGGUUGUCAACGGGCCGUGGGACUAUGCCCUGCUCUGUGGGCUCAGUGGCUGUGUGCAGGGGGCAGCAAGUCUUAUCCCUGAGGAUGAGGAGGGGCUUCCACCACUGCUCAUUACCACAGGAGAGGAAGAAGGAGGGGAUUUAUUAGUAGAGGAGCGCCCUGCUGCCUGCCAGAUAAUGCUGCUGUUAGAGGAGGGAGGCCCAAGACCUUUGACGUUUGUACUGAAUGCCAACCUUGUGGUUAAUGUCAAACUGGUCACAUAUUGUGGGCAGAAGUGUUGGUGUUUGAGCUCUAAUGGUCUGCAAGGAGUGGGCCAGAGAGAGCUAGUGUUUGUUAUAGAAUGCCUCCCAGAGGAGAACAGUCUGCCUAGAGACAUCUUUAGCUUUUACAUUAGCAUAUACCAUGAUGCUCAGAAGGGAAAAUAUAUUGAGGAACUUGGUAAUGUGACAUUUACGGACAGUUUUCUGAGCAGUAAGGACCAUGGCGGCUUCCUUUUCUUCUCUCCGAGCUUUCAGCCUUUGGAUGGGCUCGGGUUACCUGCAAGCUCCUUUCUGUGUGGGGUUCUCAUUCAGAAACUGGAGGUACCGUGGGCCAAAGUGUUUCCCCUUCGCCUAUUACUCAGUUUGGGAGCAGAAUACAAAGUGUAUCCUAGCCCACUUGUUAGUAUCAGGUUCCGUGAAUCUGUCUUCAGAGAAACUGGACAUACCAUCAUGAACUUGCUCGCUGAUCUGAGGAACUACCAGUACAGUGUGCCUGUAGUUGAUGGUCUGCGGAUCCACAUGGAGGUGGGCAAUAGCUAUAUUGACAUCCCCAAGUCAAGGUUUAACGAGAUGCUAAAAGUGAUGAAUUCCUCAAAUGAACACGUAAUAAGUGUUGGAGCUUGUUUCAGUACUGAGGCAGACUCUCACUUAGUCUGUAUUCAGAACGAGGAUGGAAGUUACCAGACACAAGCCAACAGCAUUCAGGGAAAGGCCAGGAGAGUGACUGGAGCGAGCUUUGUUGUUUUCAAUGGUGCCCUGAAAGCUUCUUCAGGAUUUAUUGCCAAAUCUAGCAUUGUUGAAGAUGGGUUAAUGGUGCAAAUCCCUCCGGAGACCAUGGAAGCUCUGCGGCAGGCCCUGAGGGAUCAAGCAGACUUCCAGAUCACCUGUGGAAAAGCCAACUCUACAGAGGCUCGAGAAAAUGUUAGCGUGCGCUGGGUGGACUGGAUACCCACAGUCAAUAAAGGUGUCACCAGCCCUAUAGAUGGGAAGUCUCUGGAGGGGGUUCCCAGUAUCCGGAUCCAGCAGGACUCAGAGUUUGAGAUGGAUGGGCGGAUAAUCAGGUGUACUGAGGUCUUUUACCUGCUGAAGAGCCCAGACUGCUCCCUUUCUGGCAUUCUCCCCUCCUGCAAUCAGUUCCAGAGAGAGAUCGCUACUGCAGGCUGCGCAGCACUCUGUCCUCACCUCUCUGUCCUAAUUGGAAGUGGAAUCAACUCACUUGCACUCAGAGUUUCUACUGAUACUGAUAUGGUUGAGUACCAAGCGGGCUCGGGCGGGCGUCUUCUGCCUCAGAAAUAUAUGAACGAGUUGGAUGGAGCACUCAUCCCUGUCAUUCAUGGUGGAAGCUCCUGUGUGCCACACCAAGCAAUGGACAUGGAGUUCUUCUUCUACAUCACUCAGACUAUUUGAACACAGAGGGUGAUAGCUGCUCCCUCUAAUGGCAGGGAUGGUAGCCCUCUUUCAAACCAUUAAAUAGAAAUGCUGGAGAGACACACAGACCUGUGUAAAUGUUUGUAAGGAAUAGUCCAUUGCACUUCACAGCAGUUGCUGUAAUUAACAGUAGGCUUCUUCAAAGCUGGUAAGAAUGAUUUUAAGGUUGUAGUGUGUCCAGAUUUGAUGCAGUUUGUGGAAAUAUCAUUAUUGUCUGUGAGAUCAGAGAGAGCAAACUUUUAUCUGAACUAAAUUGUCACAAUGCAUGAGAAGCACUGCUUUGAUUAAUGUGAAGGAUUUUUCUGAAAACCUUGAAUUUGCAGGUUUUUUUAAUCCAUAGUUCUUUGGUGGUGUUCUUUGAAGUUGCUUCAUCUGCGCCUAUGUUCCAUCUGACUGUUUCGUUCAGCUGUUGUAUUUUUACGAUGUAUUGUGGCCUAACACUUGUCUUGGGUGUGUUAGCUAUACACUAAGUAACCGAACACAUCAGUUCGUUUGAAAUGUAUAAAUGGAAUUGUCUCUUAAUUUUGUUAAGUUUUUAUUAAACUUAAAUGCUAUUUUUGGAAUAUUCCCAUAAGUUGAAUAAAGGUAAUAUUUUUGGUAGGCCGUUGAAAUUACUUUUGCGAGGAGAGUGAAGACUCACUGCCGAAGAGCUGAUUUUGAGCUGCAGUUCAGUGAUUUUUAUCUCUCUCAUUCAUUCAUAUGUUGUUGAAGGAAAUGUUGAUAAUGCUAAAAAAAAAAAAUGAUGCACGUAGAAAUUUGCCUAAUUUGCUCAAAGAAGUUUUUCACUCUAUUACAGUGGACAGGUUUAAAACCAAUUAAACCCAUUUUAGUUUGUAAAAUAACACUACAACAAAAAAUGCCUAUCAAAUAUAUUUUAAUCAAGUUAUAAUCUAAUUGUUGUCUUUUAAUAUAAAUUUAUUGCAAUAAAUGAUAAUUGCUUGACUAGAGAAACAUCAGUCAAUUUACAAAUAUAAAGCAAAUAAUGUAGCUCUGGAAAAAGACUUUGCUCACUACAUCUGAUUUUUUUUUUUUUUUUUUUUUUUAAGGAUGUGGCACAGGGUGGUGUUUUUUUGGUGUUUGGGUUUGUUUUUUUUGGGUUGGGGUUUGUGCUAAUCCACUAUACCACAUGGGUGCAGCCAAAAUAGUGAUGUUGGAAAUGUAGCUGCUAAUUUCUUGGAGAAUCAGUGAUUUAGGAUCUUUUAAGAAAUUACUAUAAUUCUCAUUUCACAUACAAUAUGCUAAAUCAGAGAAGACUGCGGUUUCCUAAUGAGAGUAGAAUCAUCAUGAUUUGCCCAUUAGAUGGUGCUCUUGAAGCUUUUAAGGCUGUCUCUGAGAUGGACAAUUUUCACCUCAACUUGCAGUGAGUGAGACUGGUCUCUAUGUAGUGCCAUAUGUGCUGCUGUCACAUUUUAUGAUUUGUUGUUUAAGAUGACCUGGAUGACCAUUACUGCAGAGAAUGGUCCAUGUGUGAGAAGUCACGGUUGUUUAGUUGGAGCUAAUUUGAUGUAGAAGCAUUGAGAGCGCUUAAGAAAUGUGUCCUUGAAAACCAGCAAAAAGAAAUCCUUAGAUGCCAACUAUUAACAGGUUCUUAAAUUUUGAAUAUGCACUUUCAUGAUGAGUUGUGAACUGACUAAGAAGUGAUUGUACUUUCCUUAUUUCAUUUCUUGUACUGUGUGAACUGGGAAUAGUAUACUUUUGUUAAAGUGUGAUUUUAUCUGAAGUCAGUUAAGUAUGUUAGAUCAUGUAUGAUUCAAUAUUAGGACUGUCUUUAUUUUGUGGGGGGGUGGGGGGCAGUCAUCUCAUUUUUGUUCAUACAGGCGGACGGGUUUUGCAAGUCUUCACAUUAACAAAUGCAAAUGCUGUAUAAAUACAGAUGAUUGUUAUGGAACCUCUGAGAUUAAAUGUGAUCAUUUUGUAGACAUCUUAGAUGAAUUUAUACUCCUUUAUAUCUGGAGUGAGUUAAAUUUUGGGGAUUUAAAUUAUUUUUCUCACCUUUAUUGAUUAAUUGAUAAAUCAUCACAAAGUAUUUUAUGCUUUACAAAAAGCUGUUAAACUGUACCAUUUUGCAUAAUGUAUAUCUAUUUAUUCAUGAAAACCAGCUUUAUUUGGUGAUACUGGUAUCUGGGACCUAAGGAUGUUCUUCAAACAUUCAUUUCUAAUGUAUCACAUGUAGAAUAAAAUUUUGAUAUAUAUACAUAUACACAA
This is a messenger RNA of Pygocentrus nattereri (red-bellied piranha), 6743 nucleotides long. It is a transcript of the gene zfyve16, whose product is annotated as zinc finger, FYVE domain containing 16. Gene Ontology annotation, molecular function: metal ion binding. Gene Ontology annotation, cellular component: early endosome membrane. The transcript is spliced from 18 exons. NCBI's taxonomy places the organism in Eukaryota, Metazoa, Chordata, Actinopteri, Characiformes, Serrasalmidae. The record is from RefSeq and is a predicted model, not a curated record. Gene Ontology annotation, biological process: endosomal transport. The coding region runs from base 216 to 4517 and encodes 1433 amino acids.